This is a messenger RNA of Penicillium waksmanii, 1788 nucleotides long. Its product is annotated as major facilitator superfamily domain-containing protein. The coding region runs from base 1 to 1788 and encodes 595 amino acids. The record is from RefSeq and is a predicted model, not a curated record. The transcript is spliced from 3 exons. Lineage: Eukaryota; Fungi; Ascomycota; Eurotiomycetes; Eurotiales; Aspergillaceae. Gene Ontology annotation, biological process: transmembrane transport. Gene Ontology annotation, molecular function: transmembrane transporter activity.
AUGAUGGAUAAUCCUUCAGCCAGUCCGCCUCUGGAUGGCGCAAAAUCACCAUCCAGGGGCGCGGACUCGGCGCCCAUACCGAGGGACGACGAGCUUCACUCGCAGCGCAUUUUCGGAAAGUCAGACCGUGAAAGAACGGAAACAGACUCUAUUAUGUCAGACGAUGCUGCUGGCGUCAAAAAGGCCGAAGCAGUAGUUCUUGCGUGGGAUAAGAACGCUGUGUGGGCAGUCUACGCCUGGAUUUGGGUCUGCUUCUUUAUGCUGGCCUUUCAUUCAUCCAUUCAAAGCAACGUGAUCUUCUACGCAUAUGCCAACUUCCAAACCGCUCCUGAGGUUCCGACUUCAGCAAUCCUGGGCAGUGUUGUGGGCGGUGUGGUGAAACUUCCCGUCGCCAAAAUCGUGAAUAUCUGGGGACGAGCCGAAGCUCUUGUGGUUUUUACUUGUUUGUUCUUGUUAGGAAUUAUUGUGUUGGCAUCUUGCACUGGGCCCAGUGGAUACGCCGCGGGAUACGUUCUCUACUAUGUUGGAUAUAAUGCAAUCUACCUCAUUCUUGAUGUGUUUAUUGCCGAUACUUCGGGUCUCCGCAAUCGAGCAUUUGCAUUUGCAUUCUCGAGCACACCCUUCAUCUGCACGGCAUUUACGGGCCCAUUGGCAGCGCAAGCCUUGUUGAGAAUGACUUCAUGGCGUUGGGCAUAUGGUAUAUUUGCGAUUGUCUUCCCAUUCGUUCUUUUGCCGCUCGCCGUUGUUUUCAAAUUCUACGAGCGUAAAGCAGAGAAGAUGGGGCUUUAUCAAAAGGUCAAAAGCGACCGAACCUGGGUUCAGUCGCUUUUGCAUUAUAUUCACGAAUUCGAUGUUGUUGGGGCAGUCCUAUUGAUGGCAGCUUUUAUUCUACUUCUUCUCCCCUUUAGCCUUUCAGCUUAUGGUCGAGCCCAAUACAGCUCUGCAUCUUUCAUCGCCAUGCUAGUCGUUGGAUUCUGUCUUUUCUUCGUCUUCGUGGCAUGGGAAAAGUUCUUCGCACGCAAGCAGUUUAUUCGGUAUGACCUUCUUAAGCAACGAACCGUCCUUGGUGCCUGCGUCCUGUCAACUCUCUUGAACUUCGGAUAUAUGGCCUGGGAUAGCUACUUCGUCAACUUUGCUAUGGUUGUGUAUGACCUUAGCGUCUCCAAUUCGGGCUACAUGAACCAGAUAUACAACAUUGGAUCAUGUUUCUGGGCGCCCCUGUUUGGACUAUACAUCAGACAAACAAAACACUUCAAGAAAGCAUGUCUUUUCUUCGGCCUACCAUUGAUGCUUCUCGGCUCCGGUCUCAUGAUCCACUUCCGUGGCCAAGACGACGGCAUCGGAUACGUCGUCAUGUGCCAGAUCUUCAUUGCCUUUGCUGGUGGCACUCUAGUCAUUGGACAGGAUAUGGCAGUCAUGAGCGCGGCAGAUCAUGACGGUGUGCCUAUGAUGCUCUCGAUCCUCGGUCUUUUUGCCAGCCUCGGUGGAGCGGCAGGUGCCACACUUGCAUCUGCUGUAUAUACAAAUGUUUUCCCGAAAACGCUUGUGGCCAAUCUACCGGAAAGUGCUAAAGCAGACUGGGCGGACAUCUAUAUUGGUGGCUAUCCUGCCCAGAUGGUAUACCCGAUUGGAUCGGAAAUCCGCAAUGCCAUUAACAAGGCUUGGGGUGAUAGCCAAAAGUAUAGCUGCAUUGCAACCACGGCGGUCGUUGCACUGGGCUUUCCAUUUAUUGCCAUUUGGAAGAAUGUGAAUGUGGAUAAAAAGCAGGUUCCCGGAACAGUACUCUAA